Molecule: messenger RNA, 811 nt
Organism: Leptopilina heterotoma
Lineage: Eukaryota; Metazoa; Arthropoda; Insecta; Hymenoptera; Figitidae
Gene: Srp9
Product: signal recognition particle 9 kDa protein
Exons: 3
Coding region: 185-421 (78 amino acids)
Biological process (GO): SRP-dependent cotranslational protein targeting to membrane; negative regulation of translational elongation
Cellular component (GO): signal recognition particle, endoplasmic reticulum targeting
Molecular function (GO): 7S RNA binding
Source: RefSeq, a predicted model, not a curated record
AAACUUGUUGUUCCACUGUUGUCCACACACCUGUCAACUGCUGUGACUGCUGUCAACAAAAAUGUAUUUUUAUUAACAUAUUUUUAAAAGAAAUUAACGCGAGUGAAUGAAUAUUUCGCAGAUUUUUAUAUUUUAUUUAAUCUCAAACGUUAUUGUUUAAUUAUAAAUAAUAUUAAUUUCAAUCAUGACUUAUUUAAACUCAUGGGAAGAAUUUGAAAAAGGAGCUGAGAGGUUAUAUCUUCAAGAUCCUUUGAAAGCCCGUUACACAAUGAAAUAUGAUCACAAAAAAGGAGUACUCGUUUUGAAACUUACAGACAACAAAACAUGUUUGCAAUAUAAAACGGAAAUCGCUCAAGAUUUGAAGAAAAUGGAGAAAUUUAUAGGAAAUCUCAUGCGACACAUGGCCUCAAAGGAUAAUUAGGAAAAUGAAUUAGGAAAACUUGAAAAAAAAAGUUUUGUUCCAUUUUUUUUUAAUGUAUGCAUCGAAUGGUGGGAUUAUAGACAUUUAUUUUGUUUUUGAGGUAUAAAAAGUUUCACUUAAUUCUUAUACAGUAUGUGCAAUUACAAAGAACUAUUUUUUAUUUAAAUUUCUCUUCAUUCUAUUUUGGACGAUUUCUUGGUCUUCGUGUAAGAGUUCUGCAACAACAACAACAAAAUCAACUUUAAAAUAAUAUUUUUUAUUUGCAAUUUAAUCAAUGAAAAAAAUACAAAGCAAAUUAACUUAUAAUAUAGACGAGAACUAUUUUUCAUUUUGUAUUUUAUAAUAUUGUAUAUUUUAAUAUGGAUUAUUAAAAAUACAAUAAUGCUCAAA